UGUACGUCAUCCAGUUGGUCAUGAUCCGGAAGUAUCAGGAAUCCCGUUUUUCUCGCGCGUUUCACUCCGUGUGUUCCCACGCUGGGCCUCGUUCUGGUUGGAAAAAGUAGGAUAAGGUUUCUGAAACGAUCUUAAACUUCACUCAUGGCUGGCGAGAAAGAAAUAUGGCAGAGGAUUGGCGAGGGAUUUAUACAAGAAUAUUACAACCAGUUUGACAAUACAAAUAGGAUGCAACUUGGUCUUCUUUAUUCUGAUGAGGCUUGUUUGACAUGGGAAGGAGAAGGUUUUCGUGGGAGAGAUGCCAUUUCUAACAAACUAGUUAGCCUGCCCUUUAAGUCUAUAACACACAUCCUCACAGGACAAGACAUCCAACCCACAAUAGAUAGUUGUAUCCUCAUCAUGGUAUUUGGACAGUUAAAGGCAGAUGAUGACCUUCCCAUGGCCUUCCACCAAGUGUUCAUGCUAAAGGCUGCACAAAACGGUUCCUGGGCUUGUACAAAUGAUGUCUUCCGGUUGGGGAUACAUAACAUACCUGUUUAGACAUCUGCAUUUGGUGGUCCACAGAUUUUGACUUCCACUUCUGCAUUUUUACAGGGGUUGUACCAUCACGGAUAAAACCCCAAGCAGUUAUUGACCAAGUUUAUGUCAGAUGUCCAAUUCCAUUCCAAUAAAGUAAUCGAUUAGUCACCAUC
Molecule: messenger RNA, 692 nt
Organism: Sphaeramia orbicularis (orbiculate cardinalfish)
Lineage: Eukaryota; Metazoa; Chordata; Actinopteri; Kurtiformes; Apogonidae
Product: nuclear transport factor 2-like
Exons: 5
Coding region: 145-540 (131 amino acids)
Biological process (GO): nucleocytoplasmic transport
Source: RefSeq, a predicted model, not a curated record